GUUUUCCUUUGAGAGUGGGGCACUUGAAUUCAACUUCCCGACCACCACCACCUUCCCAGUCAACUGUUCGGAUUGGGGCCGAAGGGUGGAAAGAACCCAAAACAAAAAAGCUCUCACAAUUCAUCAAGAUAGCAAAAGCAAACAGUCGACGCACAAACCAAGGAAUACAUUCAUCAUGGUGAUCGACAUGGUAUACACUCCCAUGAACGUGGUUGAGCUAAACAGUCUGGCCGUGCUUCAGAUGCGCCAACAACAGUUUGGUCAAGCCCUCAGCACUCUUCAAACAGCCGUCGUGGUGCUCGAGGAGAUCUAUCGCACCAACAUGAUCGGGUGCCAUCAGCCCAACAAGAAACGUCGUCGUCUUUCUUCAGGUGAAUCGGUGUCCAGUGACACAGAGGAUGAUGCUGUUGGGGUUGUUCAAAGUGUGCAAGUGUUGGACGAAAAGGCCCAAGCAAAGUUGGUUUCCAACUCGGCAGUUCCCAAUGACGACGUCUUGCUCUUUUAUGAUCGCGCAUUUACCUUCCAGAACUUCCAAAACAUUGACUUUGAACUUUCUGAAAACAAGUCCAGCCUCUCUGGUAUGAUUCUGUUCAACCUCGGAUUGGUGCAACACAUCCUCGCCAUCAAAUCUGGUAGCUCUUCCCACAUGUUCCAAGCUUUGCGCUUCUACCGACUGGCUCACGUGUCAUUGGAGCAAGUGAAAGAUGUUGUCUCGAUGGAAGUUCACAUCCUCCUCCUGAUGGGACUUAUCAACAACAUGGGUCACAUUCACGCCUGCCUCUUUCAUCGAGAACAGACCCAAAGUUGUAUCGACUGGCUUCGCAGGGCCGUUAUUUCCAAACAAGGCGCCGUCCUCGAUGUCGUUGACCAUGACUUCUUCUACUCCAACCUCCAAUCUCUUCCCUCCGAUCUCUACAAGUUUGCACCUGCAGCAUGAUAAUUAUACCCGCAAGCAGAUAUUGACUGCAGCAGUGCUAUGAACCAUUUCACAUGCAUAGAAAAGACUAGUAUACUUGUAUAACAAAAAGAUAGAAAACAUGAUUACAUUAUUGC
Messenger RNA from Seminavis robusta, 1053 nucleotides. NCBI's taxonomy places the organism in Eukaryota, Bacillariophyta, Bacillariophyceae, Naviculales, Naviculaceae. The record is from the annotation of a GenBank genome assembly.